Messenger RNA from Melanotaenia boesemani (Boeseman's rainbowfish), 4731 nucleotides. It is a transcript of the gene cdh8, whose product is annotated as cadherin 8. Bases 668 to 3067 code for a protein of 799 amino acids. Gene Ontology annotation, molecular function: cadherin binding; calcium ion binding. The record is from RefSeq and is a predicted model, not a curated record. Lineage: Eukaryota; Metazoa; Chordata; Actinopteri; Atheriniformes; Melanotaeniidae. Gene Ontology annotation, cellular component: adherens junction; axon terminus; catenin complex. The transcript has 12 exons. Gene Ontology annotation, biological process: calcium-dependent cell-cell adhesion; homophilic cell-cell adhesion; cell-cell junction assembly.
UGAGACGAUAACCUUUGCGCGCCCGUGCCUGGGCAGAGCUGCGUGCAUUCAUUUGUGCGCCUGUUGACCCGACUGCUCAUCAACCCAAUGAGCGCAGUAGAGGGAGGCUCUCUCUUCACCACCACGCAUCUCUCCUCCAUCUCCUCCUCACUUUUCCAGUUGGCCAGCGAGCCUGUCGGAGCUCUCCUAACUACGAGCCCAACACUGUCACUCCAAGCUGCAGCUGCAGGACGGAUUUCCAGCCUCUUCGCUGUUUUCGCUCAUUUUUUUUUACCUCUUUUCUGUCCGCUUCGAAUGAAACACAAUGGAGUUUUUUUGCGUAUUUUGAAGGGGAGAAAAUCCGAUAAAAUAAUGCAGCAGCAGGAAAGGAUCCGAGUCUCACGAGUCUCCUCCUCGGAAUAAAGCCAAAUGGAUGCCGUGCUGAGAGCCUCACCCCCCCUCACCAAGUACUAUGGAGGCAUGCCAAGCCAUGCAAGUGACCUUUAUCACACCAUGAAUGCAAGCUCCGCCGUUCAAAGAGGACACAAGUAACCUUUUCUUGUUAUCUAAGAAGGAGCUGUUGAUCUGAAGAGAGGAGGGGAGGGGGGGGGAGGGGGAACAAGAGACAGAGGGAGAAGACGAAUCUCCUAAAACAAACAAACAAACAAGCAGAACACACAACGACAGGAUGCCAAAGCGGUCCGAAGAGAUGCUCUUGGAUCUGUGGAUGUCCUUGCUGCUGGUGUGGAUUACUUGUGUUCCCUCCGUCUCUAUGACUCCUAUCACAGGCCGGUCCAGAAGUACACAGACUGGUGGGUCCGCAGUGGUGGCGAGCGGUCUUGGCGAAGGACAAAGAUUACUGAGCCGCGCCAAGAGAGGAUGGGUUUGGAAUCAAAUGUUUGUGCUGGAGGAAUUUUCUGGACCAGAUCCAAUUCUAGUUGGCAGGCUUCACACGGACUUGGAUGUGGGCAACAGGAACAUCAAAUAUGUCCUUGCAGGCGAAGGGGCAGGCACCAUAUUCGCCAUCAACGAGUUAACAGGUGACAUCCAUGCCAUGAAGAGGCUGGACCGUGAGGAGAAAGCCGAGUACACGCUAACAGCCCAGGUCGUUAACGCUGACACAGACGAGCCUUUGGAGCCGCCGUCCGAGUUCAUCAUCAAAGUCCAGGACAUAAAUGACAAUCCGCCACAGUUCAUUGAAGGCCCAUAUCGUGCAUCCGUUCCCGAAAUGUCUGCUGUUGGUACUGCAGUUACCAGGGUAACAGCUACAGAUGCCGAUGAUCCAGUGUACGGGAAUAGUGCUAAACUUGUCUAUAGCAUAUUGGAUGGACAACCAUAUUUCUCUGUUGAUCCUAACUCUGCAACCAUAAAAAUUGCUCUCCAAGGGAUGGAUCGGGAGAUGAGAGAGGAGUACCUGGUGGUCAUUCAGGCUAAAGACAUGGGAGGUCAUAUGGGUGGCUUGUCUGGAACGACAACUGUGACCGUCACACUAACAGAUAUUAAUGACAAUCCACCAAAGUUCUCUAAAAGUUUGUAUGAGUUUGUGAUCCCUGAAGACCUACCAGUCGGGAGGAUGGGUGGCAAAGUGAAGGCCAAUGAUCGAGAUAUUGGUGAGAACGCCAAAUCGACAUACAGCGUUAUAGAGGGAGACGACCAAGGCACAUUUGAGAUUGUUACAGACACACAGACACAGGAGGGGAUUCUUAGGCUAAGAAAGCCUUUAGAUUUUGAGAGCAAGCGAGCUUACACCCUAAAGGUUGAAGCUGCCAACAUUUGCAAUGAGCCCUGCAGCGGCGGACCCUUCAAGGACACGGCUACCAUGAAGAUCGUGGUGGAAGACUCAGACGAGCCUCCUGUUUUUUCCAAACCCAUGUACUUACUGGAAGUGAAUGAAAACGCCCCCAUCAACACCGUCAUCGGGACAAUCACCGCCAGGGAUCCGGACGCAUCCGGGAGCCUUGUCAGGUACUUCAUCGAUCGGCACACAGAUCUGGAGAGGCAGUUUAACAUCAAUGUGGACGACGGGAAGAUCACACUGGCCAAACCGCUGGACCGGGAGACAGACAUGUGGCACAACAUCACAGUAACUGCCACAGAAGUCAGAAACCACAGUCAGAUAUCGAGGGCAAUUGUGGCCAUCAGAGUAAUGGACAUUAACGACAAUGCCCCAGAAUUUGCCACCGAAUACGAGGCCUUUCUGUGUGAAAAUGGAAAACCUGGACAGGUGAUCCAGACUGUCAGUGCCAUAGACAAAGACGACCCAAUUCAGGGCCACUACUUUGACUAUCGCCUAGUCCCAGAGAUGCUCAACAAUCCCAAUUUCACUAUCAAAAACAACCAAGACAAUUCAAUCAGCGUUCUAGCAAAGCAUGAUACCUUCCGACGACAGAAACAGGAGAUGUACUUCCUGCCAAUCAUCGUGACUGACAACGGGAAUCCACCGAUGAGCAGUACCAACACCUUGACCAUCAGAGUCUGUGGGUGCAGCAAAGAUGGGAUUGUCCAAUCCUGCAAUGUGGAAGCUUACGUCUUACCUAUUGGCUUAAGUAUGGGGGCCCUCAUUGCCAUACUAGCCUGCAUUAUCCUGCUGUUGGUAAUAGUAGUACUGUUUGUGACACUGAGGAGACACAAGAAUGAGCCGCUUAUUAUCAAAGAUGAUGAAGAUGUUCGGGAAAAUAUAAUUCGAUACGACGAUGAAGGAGGCGGUGAGGAGGACACGGAGGCCUUUGACAUUGCCACGCUGCAGAACCCCGAUGGCAUCAACGGCUACCUGCCACGCAAGGAUAUCAAGCCUGACUUGCAGUUUAUGCCACGGGCAGGUCAGCACUCGGGCCCAAAUGGAGUGGACGUGGACGAAUUCAUCAAUGUACGACUCCAUGAGGCAGACAAUGAUCCAACAGCGCCGCCUUAUGACUCCAUCCAGAUCUAUGGAUACGAGGGUCGGGGAUCCGUUGCCGGGUCUCUCAGCUCACUGGAGACAGCGUCAUCAGACUCAGACCAGAACUAUGACUAUCUCAGAGAGUGGGGCCCACGCUUCAGAAGACUUGGGGAGCUCUAUUCUGUGGGUGAGAGCGACCGUGAGACCUGACCUUUGGUUUUUUAGAUUUAAAGACCAUUGAGAUUUUUUUUCUGUCCAAAUUCUUGUGUAUUAAACGCUAGGGGGGUUGCUGGCUUUUAGAAACAGGUGUUUAAAAGAUUAAAAGAACUGUUAAUAACAAGGAGAGGCCCAUUUUUUUGUAUUCUUUUUAGAGUGAGGUAUAGCAGUUGUCAUCCACUAUGUCAAGCGCAUUGUAAUUGUUGAGCCAAACAAUGUCUUUAUUAGGAGAUCUAUGAUUCUUGUGGAGUGUAACUUAGAUUCCGUUGUGGAGUGUCUAGCAGUAUUUUGGGUGUUAGUCAUUUGCUGUGACUGCCAGUAGCAGAAAAAUCCUGGCAUUUCUGGUAGUUGCCCAAUGAACGGGUGUUAUGGGGUUCUCUGAAGCUUGAACGGACACAAUACUCUAUGCUCCAUGGGCACCAAGCUGGACUACAGAAGCUGCAGAAGGACUCUUCAUUACUUGUCUCCCCAAGCCACCCAGCUGAACAGUGAAGGGGAACAAAAUGAAAAUGAAAAAAGCAAUAUAUGGUCUACAUUACCUUGAUGAAUGUAUGUAUGGUUUUAGGGGGGGAACGGAAAAAAUAAUAAGCAAAAAGACAAACCAGUACUGGCUUCAAGGUGAGUUUGUCAUAAUUUGAUAUGUUCUCUGGUGGCCACAUUUAUAAACUAUCUAAAGCCCAGAGAGGCUUGCUUUAUACAACUCUUUGUAUUUACAUGCUACAGGUGUGGGUCGCAAGUGUUACUAGCCUAUAAAAGACUGAUGUAAAGACAAAAAAGAGAAAUGUAGAAACUCUGAGGCCUUCUUUUUACAGAAGCAACAUUAAAUACAAUUGUAAUCUACUGUUUUUUGACAAGAAAUGUGUUGAUGCUUCAUUAUUGUUUGAUCAGUUUUUGUAUAUCUGUUCUUAAGUAAUUUUUUCUGUGCUAUUUGAAGUGAGCGUGCUUAGAUUAUUUCACAUUCAGAUUUUUUCACUUCAACACUAUUUCAUAACAGCCUAAUCCUAUCAUUAAUUCAUUGCAGUUGAUGAUAAAGACUACAUGUAAACCGGUAAACGGGAGCUCCAAGUUAUACAUUAAAGAUGAACUAAUAAAUUAGGACUGUGGGAUUUUUAUACACAUGCUAAUUCUGUGUAAAAUAUAACUCGUACUAUAGAUAUCUGAGGUGCAGCCAGUGAUCUUCUGAGCACAACAGUCCAACUGAUACCCAAGUAUGUGACUCCCUUCAAACACGCAGCCCCAUUUAGGAACCACAGAUUGCAUUAGCCCAAGACAAAUGAGAACACAAAUUGAGACCAUGUGCAUAUUGUGCUUACUCUGUAUGAUACCAAUAAAAAGAUUUGUACUGUACAUAGAGUUACUGCUAACGUCAUUAGCUUUCAAUGAGGUGGUAGGUUUUGUCUCUGCACGUUAGCUCUUGCACAUAAUGACAAUUUCAAUGGCACUACAGCUGCGUGCAUACUCAGUUUGUACUGAAACAGUAUUAUGGCAGUUCUCAGUAGACUAAACAAUAUAUAUGGAAUAGUCCUACAUGCAGAUCAUAUUUUCUACUGUGCUUUAAUGCUUAUAAAUGUGUAUGUUCAAUUAUUUACUCCCUGUACUGUAACCUAAGAUACCCUGUAUUGUUUCCUACUUUGUGAAAUAUAUUUUUAUAAAUAUUG